Molecule: messenger RNA, 905 nt
Organism: Dothidotthia symphoricarpi CBS 119687
Lineage: Eukaryota; Fungi; Ascomycota; Dothideomycetes; Pleosporales; Dothidotthiaceae
Exons: 3
Coding region: 24-746 (240 amino acids)
Cellular component (GO): EMC complex
Source: RefSeq, a predicted model, not a curated record
ACUCAACGACCCAACAAAUAACCAUGCGAACCUCACUUGCAACUCUGACCUCUUUGGUCUCUCUCUCCUCCGCAGCCCGCUUCCUCCUACAAAUUCCCACAACAAAUCUCGUAAAUCCCUCUACCCUACCAUCCACAACCCAUGCAACACUCCAGUCCUCCGGGCCCCCGCUAGACGCCUACCUCACGCGCUCCAACACCUUCAACUUCAACAAUGUCAGCGCUGGAAGUUACCUUGCGAUCGUGCAUUCCCGAGACUUCGCGUUUGAGCCCCUCCGCAUAGACGUCAGCGUCGAGGAGGCCGUAGAGGGGAGCGGGGAGAAGAAGGACAUGGUUCGAGCGUGGCAGACUUUCUUCGGAAACGAGUGGGACAACAAGGGGGAGUCGAGAGGUGAGGGUGGAAACGGGUUAGUAGUGGAAGUGAAGCCCGUAGGGCAGAAGUGGUUUUAUCAGGAGCGUACUGGCUUCUCGCCACUAUCAUUCCUCAAGAGCCCUAUGAUCCUCAUGGCGAUCUUCUCGAUGGCGAUGAUCUUCGGCAUGCCGAUGUUGAUGGAGAACAUGGAUCCUGAGAUGAAGGAAGAGUUUGAGGAGAUGCAGAAGAACGGUGUGAUGGGAUCUGGGACGACGAAUACCGCGCAACAGAUUCAGAAUUUCGAUCUUGCGUCGUGGAUGGCUGGAAAGACGACGGAUUCGGGGAGCGUGAGUGCCAGUGGUCAGAGCCCUGCUGGACAGACGAAGAAGCGGUAAAUGUGACAAUCAAGCCCUAUCAAGACACUGCUGGUCAUGCUACCCAGAGCAAGUGAUUGGGUGGAGCUCAAGUGUCUUUACGAGCGAGUUGCCUGAGAUAGUAUGGCAGUUCAUAAAUGAAUACUAACACACCAUCUACACGUCUUACGAUGGUUGCCC